UGGAACUGACCAACGGCGCAAUUAUACUCCUAUGCACUGGAGGGUGCUAUGUAGCCAGCUAGGCGGACACCGCGUAACCGAGCAAUCGAGGAAACUUGCGCUAGCCCUCUGUCUGUAGCUAAAAGUGGCUAGCCGGCUAAUCGUCUGCACGGCGCAGAAGGUUGUUUUUCUCUUGCAAUGCUCGGGUAUUUCCUUUGCUAUUCUAGUUGUUUCCCCCUAGGUCUCUGGUGACGAGACGAGCGAGGCAAAAAGCAACGAGUUAGUUUAAAAUUCUCUUGACGAUGUGCCACCCUUACCAGGAUGUUAGCCUAUAAACUAAGCGGCUAGCUGGAUAGUCUGCACAAGUAGUCCAACAGUAGCGUCUGGAUGAUUUGAACAGUGCCACGGCGGAUUUGGGGGAGUUUUGAGUGGCAUUUGCAUGAUGUCAAACAAGCGGUCCCCGCAGAUCGCUGGCGGUGCCAGUUCCGUGCCCAGCACAAGUAGCAGUACGAGUAGCAGCGGUGGCGCAGGAGGCACCGCGAACCCGAGUGGCGCAAGCAACGCCGUCACGAGCAAUGGAAACAGCUCCGUCAACGUUGUACCGUCGCGGACACUGGCGGCUGCAGGUGACAGCGGCAUGUCGGUGCCAAGUUUGGUCGCCGUGUCGUCGUCUCGCGGUGGCUUCGCCUCCUUAAGUAGACCUUCCGCGUCCUCUGGCAGCAGGAAGAGGUCUCUCCACCAAGCACCUCUUUGCAACGGCCUGUUGAACUCCUAUGAAGAUAAAAGCAACGAUUUUGUCUGCCCCAUUUGCUUUGAAAUGAUAGAAGAGGCACACAUGACCAAGUGUGGGCACAGUUUUUGCUUCAAGUGCAUCCGCCAGAGUCUGGAGGACAGCAACCGGUGUCCCAAAUGCAACUAUGUUGUUGAUAAUGUGGAUCAACUUUACCCAAACUUUCUCGUAAAUGAACUCAUCCUUAAACAGAAGCAAAGAUCAGAGGACAAGCGACUUAAGUUAGAUCAUCCUAAUGGCUCCAGGUGGCACGUUUUCCAGGACGUGUUGAGUCCAGACCAGGAGAACUUGGACCUGGCAAAUGUCAACCUCAUGUUGGAGCUCCUGGGUCAGAAGAAAAAGCAGCUGGAGGCGGAAUCCCAAGCGGCUCAGAGACAGAUCCUCAUGGAGUUCCUGAAUGAAGCCAGGAGAAACAAGAGAGAGCAACUUGAACAACUACAGAAGGAGCUGAACUUCCUUGAAGAGGACAUUAAGCGUGUUGAGGAAAUGAGCGGGCUGUACUCUCCCGUGGAGGCAGAGUGUACAGUGCCCAAUGUUGAAGCCCCCUCCCCAUCACCCAGCUGUAGUAGCAUCAUGGAGCCGUCAAACUAUAACCCGCCGCCGGAAUUUGGUGGAACAACCCAGGGGAAAAGGCAGACGUGGUAUAACAGCACGCUGGCAUCAAGGAGGAAAAGGUUGACUGCUCAUUUUGAAGAUCUGGAGCAGUGUUACUUCUCAAACAAAAUGUCACGCAUCGCAGAGGAAGGGAGGAACUUGAACCAGCUGGAUGACUUUAUGGAGUGUCUUUCCAAGUUUACACGGUACAAUUCCGUGCGACCCCUGGCCACUCUCUCCUACGCCAGCGACCUCUACAAUGGGUCGAGCAUUGUCUCCAGCAUUGAGUUUGACCGUGAUUGCGACUACUUUGCCAUCGCCGGUGUGACCAAGAAGAUCAAGGUGUUUGAAUAUGGCACAGUGAUCCAAGAUGCGGUGGACAUCCACUACCCUGUCAACGAAAUGACGUGCAAUUCGAAAAUCAGCUGUAUCAGCUGGAGCAGCUAUCACAAGAACCUCCUGGCCAGCAGCGACUAUGAGGGGACCGUCAUAUUAUGGGAUGGAUUUACCGGACAUCGGUCCAAAGUGUACCAGGAGCAUGAGAAACGGUGCUGGAGUGUAGACUUUAAUCUGAUGGACCCCAAGUUGUUAGCAUCUGGCUCCGAUGACGCCAAAGUGAAGUUGUGGUCGACCAAUCUGGACAACUCUGUGGCUAGCAUUGAAGCCAAGGCUAACGUCUGCUGCGUAAAAUUCAGUCCAACGUCCCGCUAUCAUCUGGCCUUUGGCUGUGCAGAUCACUGUGUCCAUUACUACGACCUCCGCAACACCAAGCAGCCGAUCAUGGUGUUCAAAGGCCACCGCAAAGCCGUUUCCUACGCCAAGUUUGUUAACGGAGAGGAAAUCGUAUCGGCGUCGACAGACAGUCAGCUGAAGCUGUGGAAUGUCAACAAACCCCAUUGCCUGCGCUCCUUCAAGGGUCACAUUAAUGAGAAGAACUUUGUUGGCCUGGCUUCGAAUGGAGACUAUAUUGCCUGCGGCAGCGAGAACAAUUCCUUGUACUUGUACUACAAAGGACUUUCCAAGACACUUUUAACAUUCAAGUUUGACACGGUCAAAAGUGUGCUGGAUAAAGAGAAGAAGGAAGAUGACAUCAACGAGUUCGUCAGUGCCGUCUGUUGGAGAGCCUUACCCGAUGGAGAGUCAAAUGUGUUGAUUGCUGCAAAUAGUCAAGGAACAAUCAAGGUACUCGAGCUUGUCUGAAGACCCCCGAUCCUCGUGUGACCCAAGACCGCCAUCAUACCUUGAGCUGCAUGUAUGAUGAUCUUGUGAUGAAAAGUAGGGUAGGCCAAGGUGCCUACUGAACCUCCAAAGCCACCCCGCCCCCCCAAUCCCCCAGGAGAACUGGUGUAAAUGAAUAUUUUAAUGAGCUCUGGAUUUUGGACCGUGAGACUUUAUACUGCUGCUCAUAUGCUGUUCAAAAUAUGACGCGCUGGCAUUUUAGAAGGGGAAAAAAAAUGUAUAUUUUGUAUUUUGUUUGAUUGCUGUUCCAGUUUUAUUUGCCCCAGUAAUGCGUCUUCGUGGCUUUCAGUCAGAUCCAUACUCUUCAGAUUUUUUUUAUGAAUCUGUUCCUCGUUGGUGGUUUGCAUCCGGCGAAAUGCUAACCCGUAUUGCAUCUUUCUCCCCCUUAAAUACCAAAAGCACAGGACGAAUUGACAUGCUCGUUUAUCUUCACGUUCAACUUCAAUACCGAUCCCCCUCCUUGAAUGUUUGUCUGACUUCUGUUCCAUUUUUUUUUCGGAGACGGAAGAAACCAAUUGUAAUAAAUUCAGACUUGAAUUGAACUCCGUCAAAUAUAUCGUGCGUGGUCAGACUUUUGGAAUGUGGGUCGCUGGAGAUGUAAGGAAGAGGAAUGGGUCACGGAAAGGCUGAGAAAUCCCUUGGUUUAUUGUAUUGUCUCAUCACUUUUCUGAUGUACCCAAAAGGCAUAGAUCAAAUGUUGAAAGUAGCAGUGGAAAUGCUCCUGUUGGAUGGAAAGAGCAGAGCCCAAUUGCAAGUCCAACGGUCUCGUCGUUUUUGUAUAAUGCGCUCCGUGUCAACGUGAACCAUUUGGGGCUUUGAUCAACCCGCUCGGACCUACCUAUUUUGCGAGGGAUGGAAGACGAGGCGUUUUUCUAUUUCUAUAACUGAAUAAAUUAUUUCCAAAUCUA
This is a messenger RNA of Hippocampus zosterae (dwarf seahorse), 3510 nucleotides long. It is a transcript of the gene cop1, whose product is annotated as COP1 E3 ubiquitin ligase. NCBI's taxonomy places the organism in Eukaryota, Metazoa, Chordata, Actinopteri, Syngnathiformes, Syngnathidae. Gene Ontology annotation, biological process: proteasome-mediated ubiquitin-dependent protein catabolic process. The transcript has 20 exons. Bases 419 to 2563 code for a protein of 714 amino acids. The record is from RefSeq and is a predicted model, not a curated record. Gene Ontology annotation, molecular function: protein binding; ubiquitin protein ligase activity.